Messenger RNA from Meyerozyma guilliermondii ATCC 6260, 1374 nucleotides. RefSeq lists its product as uncharacterized. The record is from RefSeq and is a predicted model, not a curated record. The transcript has a single exon. The coding region runs from base 1 to 1374 and encodes 457 amino acids. Lineage: Eukaryota; Fungi; Ascomycota; Pichiomycetes; Serinales; Debaryomycetaceae.
AUGUUUCGGGGCCUCUCGAGAUUGGCAACUUCGGCACCUUCCAGGCUGUUUAGAGGUCUGAAAGUGAUACCAAAAUAUAGCCGUGGACUCACACUAUCACCAGGGCAAUUUACAGCGGUGAAGAGAUGGGGUACGGUCAUCAACAUCAUCGCUGGAGCUUACAUUGGAGGCUUGAUUGUAUGCGGAGGGCUGUUAUAUUUCAUGUAUCAUGAUGCAGACACCCGUCAAAACAUUCCUUUCGAAUUGAGCUUCCAGAACCAAGUCACAGCAGUUAAGGCAAUCAAUAAAGACGAUGUACUCAAAAGUCCUCGUUAUGCGGUGAAACAUUAUCGGCGACUUUUGAUCGAGUUGGCAAAAAAUGAAGAUCAUCUGCUUCAAUUUGAUGACGAUAUACAGGGACUGGAACGGUACAUGGUUCCUAUUAUAGACCCCCACACACUUGUGUACAAAAAAAGCCACAAAUUUUCAAACUUUUAUAUCGAUAUUGUGUUGCGUUAUGCUCGUGCUUUAUUUGCAAAAGGUGAACUUGCACCGGCUGUCGAUAUACUUCUGAGAAUUAUCGACAAUGACGACAUUUUCUAUAAACUUGGAGACGCAGAAAGACUCUCGCAAUGCUGUCGUUUACUCAGCAAAAUGUGUCCGGAUAUUACCGACAAAGUUUCGUACCUUCAGCGAAGUUUGGACAUGCUUCGAGCAACAUUUCCUGGCAUUCAGCUUGGUCCCGAGUAUACGCUAGAACAGGGGUCUCUUUUUACAGACGAGACCGUCAAUUGUCUUCUGCGCUUGGCUUUCACUAUGGCUCGUGCUUCUACUCAAGCAAAGGGAAAGGACGAAUUACUCAACCAAUCGCUUUCAAUAUACUUGUCAUUGCUCCGGUCCUUAUCUCUGGCGAAUACCCUUCUUGAAUCCGGCACUCGUACUCAAGCUUCGUAUCCACUUUUCAACUGUGACCCUCUUAAUCUUCGGAUGACUAUGGCGGAAAUUAAAGCACAAAUCAGCGAAAUCAUGUGGGCAAAAGGCUACAAGAAGAAUGCUGUUUCCUGGGGUGAAGAUGCAGUGGAGGGAAUUUUUCAGGACCAAGCUAGCACUGCCAGAGCAGGACCAAUCUUGGUGAAUACGCUCGGCAAUUUGCAAAAGAUGUACGAUCGAAUGGGUGAUAUAAAACGACGCAACCACUGCCAGAAGUUAAAGGACCAGUUGGUCGUUUACGAAGGUGAGGAAGUAUCGUGGUAUGACAGCGUGAUUGCCAGAUUUAGUAAGAUUAUUUACAGAUCAGGACCACUUGCAAUCAUCGAAAAGUCUCUCAGCGAGCGGUUUGGAAGCCCCAAACGAGUUCUCGAGUUGGAAGAGUUCGAGGACGAAGACGUGGAGUAG